AUGGCUACCAUACCUACAUUCGAGAACAAAGACGAUAAGCAGGUUGUGCCUCUCUGGAUAAAUGGCAAGAAUCUUCCUGUUGGAUCCGGUCCUUUGAUUGAGGUUAUCAAAUCAUCAGAGGACAAGACCGUCCACUAUGCUCAAUCCGCCAGUGUGGAUGACGCCAAAGCCGCCAUCACAGCGGCCACCGAAGCCUUCAAGACCUGGAGCGCUACUUCUCUUGAGCAUCGCCGAAAGCUGCUACUAAAGGUGGCCGGUGUCUUGGUCCAGCGAGCAGAAGAGAUCGGCAAUACCCAAACCCACGAGACAUCGGCGCCUCCUCAGUUCGGGCAGAACUUUGCCUACGGCGGAGCCGCAACAGUCGAGGAACUUGCGGCGCAGAUCACCACAGCUUUUGAGGCCACUUCUCCUCACACUGAUCCCAACUCGCAUAUUGUAGGAUACAGGAGCCCCAUUGGUCCUGUGCUGUUCAUUUCUCCGUGGAACAGUCCCACGUAUCUGGCAACUCGCGGGAUCGCCACGGCGCUGGCUGCAGGCUGCACGGUCGUCCUCAAAGCCUCAGAGCUCUGUCCGGCGACUUACCACAUGAUCUGCCAAGUGUUUGCCGACGCCGGCAUACCAGAAGGUGUGCUGAACCAGAUCGUGGUACGUCGUGAAGACGCCGCCACGGUCACCGAAGCCAUCAUUGCGGAUCCACGAAUCCGCAAGGUCGAGUUCAUUGGAAGCGCGACAGUGGGCAAGAUCAUCGGGCAGCUGUGCGGCAAGUACUUGAAGCCAAUUUUGAUGGAGCUGGGCGGCAAGUGCCCCGUCAUUAUUUGCGAGGAUGCCGAUCUGGCCAGGGCUGCCAAGGCGGCUGCUUUCGGUGCGUUCCUCCACCACGGACAGAUCUGCAUGUCCACCGAGCGCAUCAUUGUGGUCAAGUCUGUUGCAGAUGAAUUCACCAGUCUACUCAAGGCGGAGGUCAAGGGCUGGAGCCAGAUGUCAGGCUACGCUGCGAGCAAGGAGUUUGCUAGUAAGGCACAUCUUGCGUUGGAGGAGGCCAAGAAGGAGGGAGCUGAGUUUAUUGUUGGCGAUAACUCCUUCCAGGAUGAGCACAAAGCCAGUCUCACUCCCACCAUUGUGACAGGUGUUAGUCCCAGCUCCAGGCUAUACGAUGAGGAAACUUUUGGCCCAUCUUCCUCUCUGUACAUUGUCGAAGAUGAGGAGGCUGGUCUCGAGUUAGCCAAUUCAUCCAAAUAUGGGCUCGUUGGCGGAGUGUGGACAAAGGAUGUUAUGCGUGGGAUGGCUUUAUGCAAGAGACUGGAAUGCGGUGUCGUCACAGUUAAUAAGGGGACCAUGUUGACAGAGAUCCCUCCUAACGCAUCUGCUGGCGCAGCGAAAGGCAGUGGUUGGGGUCUUUCGGGUGGAUAUGAGGGUAUCCGAGAGUUUUUGCAUCUGAAGGGGAUUAUAGUCUCGGCAUGA
Molecule: messenger RNA, 1461 nt
Organism: Clonostachys solani
Lineage: Eukaryota; Fungi; Ascomycota; Sordariomycetes; Hypocreales; Bionectriaceae
Source: the annotation of a GenBank genome assembly